UUGUCCGAAAUUGUUUAAUGUGCCCGGUAGAUCAGAACUAACUUCACACAAGCAGUUACUUGACGCGUUUGUUGGAUUAUUCAAUCCAGCAACAUCAUAAAAAGCAAACAUGGCAGAUUAUCUUGACGACCAAACCGAAGAUGCGCUACUUGCUGGACCUGAUGAAGAAACUUCUCCAGGCAUGCCAGGGUUUCAGUCACCGGGCGGAGAUGAAACGGGUGUUGAAGAUGCUGAACUUGAAGCCAUCAAAGCCCGCGUCCGGGAGAUGGAAGAAGAAGCUGAGAAACUCAAGGAGAUGCAGAGCGAAGUGGAGAAGCAGAUGAACAUGAGCUCACCGCCUCCUGCCGGACCGGCCGCGCCUCUGUCUCUAGAAGACAAACAGGAGGUGGAUAACAGAUCAGUUUAUGUGGGAAAUGUCGAUUAUUCAACAACUGCAGAAGAAUUAGAGGAACAUUUCCAUGGCUGUGGGUCUAUCAACAGAGUAACAAUCCUGUGUGAUAAAUUCACUGGUCAUCCAAAGGGGUUUGCCUAUGUUGAAUUUUCCGACAAGGAUAUGGUGGAGCCUGCUCUAGCACUCAAUGAAUCCCUAUUCAAAGGAAGGCAGAUCAAGGUGAGCGCUAAACGCACCAAUCGUCCUGGUAUCUCUACGACAGACCGCCCAGGCCGGGCGCGAUUCCGCGCUACCGGAAGGUCAGCUUACCGUGGUUACAGUCCCUAUGCCAACGUCUACGGUGGCUACAGGCCAAGAAGAUACAGACCAAGACGCUACACCAGGUAUUCCCCUUACUGAGAAAAUUGAAUGUAUGAAUUGCAUAAUGUUACUGCAGUGGUAGAGCACUUUCCGAUAUAAAAAAAA
This is a messenger RNA of Patiria miniata (bat star), 856 nucleotides long. RefSeq names its product polyadenylate-binding protein 2-B-like. NCBI's taxonomy places the organism in Eukaryota, Metazoa, Echinodermata, Asteroidea, Valvatida, Asterinidae. Bases 110 to 790 code for a protein of 226 amino acids. The record is from RefSeq and is a predicted model, not a curated record. Gene Ontology annotation, molecular function: RNA binding. The transcript is spliced from 7 exons.